AUGAGGACAUCAAUGGUUUCUCUUGUAACCUUUGUGGUGGCGCUUUAUGCUGUCAGUUCCAGUGCACAUGUAUUGCCUUAUGGCAUAUGGCCAUACCACCAUCAUUUGCAUCAUCCCGGUGUUGUGGUGGUGGGCGGUGGUCCAGAUGCAAGUGCUGCUGCUGCCGAUGCCGCAGUUGCCGCUGCCGAUGCCGCUCAAGCUGCCAGAGAUCAAGCUCAACAAGUUGCCGAUGCCGUUGCCAAUGCUAAUGCCCAAGCUGCUGCCGCCGCCGCUGAAGCUGCCCAGGCUCAAGCCGAAGCCGUGAACAACCAAGCUGCCGCCGCUGCUGAUGCUGCUGCUCAAUCCCAAGCUGCACAGGCCGCAAUUCAAGCUCAAGCUGCCGCUCAGGCUCAGCAAGCUGCUGUUCAAGCCCAACAAGCUGCCCAGGCUCAGGCUGCUGCUGUCCAACAACAGGCCGCUGCUCAGCAACAAGCUGUCGCCCAACAACAAGCCGCUCAAGCUGCCGUACAAGCUCAGGCUGCCGCACAAGCCCAACAGGCUGCCCAAGCCCAGGCUGCAGCUCAAGCUCAAGCUGCCCAAGCUCAGGCUGCUGCUCAAGCUCAAGUUGCUGCCCAACAAGCUGCUGCUCAAACUCAAGCUGCUCAGGCCGCACAACAAGCCGCUGCUCAAAACCAGGCUGCUCAAGCUGCUGUUCAAGCUCAGGCUGCUGCUCAAGCUCAAGCUGCUGCUCAAGCCCAACAAGCUGCUCAAGCUCAGGCUGCCCAGGCUACCGUCCAGGCCCAAGCUGUUGCUCAAGCCCAACAAGCUGCCCAGGCUCAAAUUGCUGCCCAACAAGCUGCUGCUCAGGCCGCCGCUCAACAGGCUGCUGCUGUCGCUCAACAAAAUGCCCAAGCUCAAGCUAAUGCCCAGGCUCAUGCUGUAGCCCAAGCCCAAGCUGUUGCUCAAGCCCAGGCUGCCCAAGCUCAAGCUGUUGCCCAACAGGCUGCUGCUGCCGCUGCCCAGGCCGCCGCUGCUGCUGCUGUCGGUUUACACCACCACCAUCAUUGGUAAAUGUGAUGU
Musca vetustissima is the source of this 1059-nucleotide messenger RNA. RefSeq names its product antifreeze protein Maxi-like. The record is from RefSeq and is a predicted model, not a curated record. Bases 1 to 1050 code for a protein of 349 amino acids. The transcript is spliced from 3 exons. NCBI's taxonomy places the organism in Eukaryota, Metazoa, Arthropoda, Insecta, Diptera, Muscidae.